AGGAGAGGAGUCCGAGGGCGUGGCCUUUGGUUAGCUCCGCCCCUCCAAGCGGGAGGGCGGACAGGCUGAGGAAGACGUGGAGGGCGUGGCCUUUGCGAAGCCCCGCCCCGGUGAGGCAAAAUUGUGCGCGCGGUUGCCGGCGCGUCUUCCCAAAAUGGGGAGGAGGAAGCGGAAGCGGCCAAGCCGAGCAGACACUUCCUCGAAAAUCGAGGCCGGGCUUCGCGGGCGGCGGUAGGCCGCAGUGAGGAUCCUGGUGAGGAAGGAAGAGGGAGGCGAGGCUGCCGCGCGACUAGGCCUGCGGCCUCCAGGAUGAAGCUGCUGCGGAAGGACAUGGAGAAGGACAACGCGGGGCAGGUGACGCUGGUGCCGGAGGAGCCGGAGGACAUGUGGCACGCCUACAACCUGCUGCAGGUGGGGGACAGCCUGCGGGCCUCGACCAUCCGGAAGGUGCAGACGGAGUCGUCGACGGGGAGCGUGGGCAGCAACCGCGUCCGCACCACGCUGACCCUCUGCGUGGAGAGCAUCGACUUCGACUCGCAGGCCUGCCAGCUCCGCGUCAAGGGCACCAACAUCCAGGAGAACGAGUACGUCAAGAUGGGCGCCUACCACACCAUCGAGCUGGAGCCCAACCGGCAGUUCACGCUGGCCAAGAAGCAGUGGGACAGCGUGGUGCUGGAGCGGAUCGAGCAGGCCUGCGACCCGGCCUGGAGCGCCGACGUGGCGGCCGUGGUGAUGCAGGAGGGCCUGGCCCACGUCUGCCUGGUCACGCCCAGCAUGACCCUCACCCGCGCCAAGGUGGAGGUCAGCAUCCCCCGCAAGCGCCGGGGCAGCUGCGCCCAGCACGACCGCGCCCUGCUGCGCUUCUACGAGCAGGUGGCCCAGGCCCUCCAGCGCCACGUCAACUUCGAGGUGGUCAAGUGCGUGCUGGUGGCCAGCCCCGGCUUCGUCCGGGAGCAGUUCUGCCAACACAUGUUCCAGCAGGCCCUGAAGGCCGACAACAAGCUCCUCCUCGAGAACAGGAACAAGUUCCUCCAGGUACACUCUUCUUCUGGACAUAAAUAUGCAUUGAAAGAAGUUCUGUGUGAUCCUGCUGUGACGAGUAGACUUGCUGAUACUAAAGCAGCCAGUGAAGUGAAGGCCUUAGAUGAUUUCUACAAGAUGUUACAACACGAACCGGACCGAGCUUUUUAUGGCCUUAAGCAUGUGGAAAAGGCCAAUGAAGCCAUGGCUAUUGAUACCUUAUUGAUAAGUGAUGAACUUUUUAGACAUCAAGAUGUGGCUACUCGCAGCCGAUAUGUUCGACUAGUAGAUAGUGUGCGGGACAACAUGGGCACUGUUCGCAUUUUCUCUAGUCUGCAUGUGUCUGGGGAACAGCUUGGACAGCUGACAGGUGUAGCUGCUAUUUUGCGUUUUCCUGUAGCUGAGGUCUCUGAUCAAGAGGAGGAAUCUAGUUCUGAAGAAGAUUGAUGAUGGUGAUCCAUUGCAUCUUACCAUAGAAUAAAUCUGCAACAGUGGGGAAAAGGGGAAUCUGUUUCUACCAUGAUUAUACACAUCUGUACCAUGUGUUACUGAAAUGAGAAUACUAUUUUUUUAAGGGACUGAUGAGGUGAGCAUCUAGUGUCCUUAUUUAAAUACAUUUUCCAUGCUGCAGUGCUAGUGGUAAUGAUUGUUCUAGCAAAAAUGAACUGGAAUAGCUAAUUCAAUAACAACAUUGGAAUUUGUGGAACAUGUACAAAAACAAUAAAGUAACCCCAAGAAAGAA
Sceloporus undulatus (fence lizard) is the source of this 1762-nucleotide messenger RNA. It is a transcript of the gene PELO, whose product is annotated as pelota mRNA surveillance and ribosome rescue factor. NCBI's taxonomy places the organism in Eukaryota, Metazoa, Chordata, Lepidosauria, Squamata, Phrynosomatidae. The record is from RefSeq and is a predicted model, not a curated record. The coding region runs from base 310 to 1467 and encodes 385 amino acids. The transcript has 2 exons. Gene Ontology annotation, biological process: ribosome disassembly; nuclear-transcribed mRNA catabolic process, non-stop decay; RNA surveillance. Gene Ontology annotation, cellular component: cytoplasm.